Ornithodoros turicata is the source of this 6064-nucleotide messenger RNA. RefSeq names its product solute carrier family 12 member 9-like. The transcript is spliced from 16 exons. Gene Ontology annotation, cellular component: membrane. Gene Ontology annotation, biological process: chloride ion homeostasis; potassium ion homeostasis; chloride transmembrane transport. The record is from RefSeq and is a predicted model, not a curated record. The coding region runs from base 433 to 3174 and encodes 913 amino acids. Gene Ontology annotation, molecular function: potassium:chloride symporter activity. Lineage: Eukaryota; Metazoa; Arthropoda; Arachnida; Ixodida; Argasidae.
UCUAUUAAUGACAGCGUCUGCCUUAAACCUGUGAACUUGCACAAGUGUGGAGAAUUUUGUACUUACCAUGUGACAUUUAAUUUAAACUAUGCCAAUCUAGCAAUUAUCAUUCUAUUCGCUGCGUCAUGUCAAGUAUUGGCAGCACGAAACGUAUGGCUAGUGCAUCGCCUGCCACAACGGUUCAUUGAAAUGUGUCUUCUGCAACUGUAAGCACCCGCCUGGAAAAAUGGUACAGGAUGUGAAGUGACCUAAACACCUUCGUUGUUUCCGACGCACACAAGCUCAUUAGAGAAUUCGAGGAUGUGAGAAAUCAUUUGUCAAAUUGGCAGAACGGUGAAAGAUAGAGUUGCUCAAAAGCAAGCGAGCUGCUAGCGUGACUGAGGAACGAAGUUUCGAAUUCCAUCUAGCGCACCGCGAGCAGACGAUUCCCCAAUGCUUGAAGUAUGCGACUUCGGUUUCCGAAACGCUCCUCGAGGUGGCACUGCUAAAAAGGCUCAAGGGGUCGUGACUGCAACGAGGCCCAACGACAGGACACCGCUCCUGAGGCAUACCCGUCUGUUCCGAAGCCUAAGCGGUGGCACUCAAAGCCCGCAACAGCAGACGACGUCGGGACCCGGGCAACAAGCCCGACGUUUGGCGACUUUUUCAGGAUGUUUCACGCCCGUGUGCUUGUCAAUGUUCAGUGCAAUAUUGUUUCUCCGUGUGGGUUUUCUAAUAGGACAUUCAGGCCUGUUCGAGGUUAUGGUUGAAAUUGUGCUCGCGUAUGCCAUCCUGUUCUUCACUGUCCUGUCCAUUUGUGCAAUUUCAACAAACGGAGCAGUGGAAGGCGGCGGAGCUUACUUCAUGAUAAGCAGAGCUUUGGGACCUGAAUUUGGGGGCAGCAUCGGCACCUUGUUCUUUAUCGCCAACAUAUUCUCAAGCGCCCUCUACAUAACUGGCUGUGUGGAAGGGCUCGUCAACAAUUUCGGACCCUCUGGUGGCAUUGCUCGGCUCAUCCCAGAGGGUUUCUGGUUCAACCUCGGGUAUGGGACGGCGGUGAACUUCCUCAACCUGUUCAUAUGCGCCAUUGGGGCUACCAUGUUUGCGAAGACUACCGUGGUGAUCUUUGCCGUGGUGAUCAUCUCCGCACUCUCUGUGGUGGUGAGCUUUAUGGCACAGCCAGCCUUUGAGGUGACGUUGCCCGAGGAGAACCAGCAUGCACACGGUCUCAACAUCACCCAAGCGGCCUACACGGGCUUCAGCUGGGCCACCUUCACGAGCAAUAUUUGGUCCAACUACACACUCGACUACACAACAAAAACCAUCACGAGUUUUCCCGUGGUGUUUGGUGUGCUCUUCAGCGGUGUCACUGGUGUCAUGGCAGGGGCAAACAUGUCAGGUGAACUGAAGGACCCAUCAAGAGCCAUUCCAAGGGGAACUCUGUCAGCCGUGGGGUUCACUUUUGUGACUUACAUCAUACUCAUGUUCCUAACAGCAAGCACCUGUUCCAGGUUUCUUCUGCAGAACAAUGUCCUCUACAUGCAGUACAUCGACCUAUGGCCUCCCUUCAUAUCCAUUGGCAUCUUUUUUGCCACGCUGUCGGCGUCACUGAGCAACCUCAUCGGAGCCUCGCGGGUACUCGAGGCUCUUGGGAAGGAUGAACUUUUCGGCAUGGUACUGCGUCCAGUGAACGUCUUAACCUACAAGAGCAACCCCCUGGCUGCAGUCUUUCUCUCCUGGUUCCUCGUCCAGUUGAUACUCUUCAUUGGAAGCCUGAACACCAUCGCUCAGGUCACUUCAGUCUUCUUCCUCCUCUCCUAUUUGUCCACAAACCUGGCUUGCCUGGCACUGGACCUGGCAUCAGCACCUAACUUCAGGCCAUCAUUCAAAUACUUCUCCUGGCACACUUCCCUGCUUGGACUGGUGGGAUGUGGCACCAUGAUGUUUGUUGUGAGCCCGCUCUACGCAGCCAUAUCUAUCAUCAUCUGCCUUGUGCUUGUGAUUGCGUUGCACCUGCGCUCACCACCAGUGCGUUGGGGAUCUAUUAGCCAGGCUCUUAUCUUUCAUCAGGUUCGAAAGUACUUGCUCCUGCUGGACAGCCGCAAGGAUCACGUCAAGUAUUGGCGGCCGCAAUUCUUGCUCAUGGUGGCCAACCCACGUUCCUCUUUGCCUCUCAUACUCUUUGCCAAUGACCUGAAGAAAAGUGGUCUAUAUGUCCUGGGGCACGUAAAGAUUGGCGCCCCGAGUGACUUCAAGGCAGAUCCAGUACUCGAAGAAUAUCCGUACUGGCUUUCCCUGCUAGACAAGCUUAAAGUAAAGGCAUUUGUUGAAGUAACCAUGGCACCGAGCGUGCAAGAAGGAUUGCAUCACUUAGUGCGGGUCUCUGGACUUGGAGCUAUGAAGCCAAACACAAUCCUUUUUGGAUUCUACGAUGAUAGCCAGCCAAGUGACUUCUUUGAGCAGAAUUCAACUUUCAAGGAACUCAAGAUGGCUAAGGUUCGCGAAGAACAGUUCCUGGGCCUCCGAGGGGAUGCCUACGAGCACCGCGGUCUCGAGCCGGCCGAGUACGUUCGCAUGGUUCACGACUGCAUGUUCUGGAUGCAGAAGAACGUGUGCCUCGCGCGACACUUCCAGCACCUGGACCGCGCCGCGGUUGUGCGCUCUCGACACCGCCUCUACAUCGACGUGUGGCCCGUCAACUUCCUCCACCCGGAGGAGAGCCCCUCCGCCAUCGACAACUGCUGGCUCUUCACUAUGCAAUUGGCCUGCAUCCUGCACAUGGUGUCCGGCUGGAAGCACUCGACCACGCUCCGCAUCUUCAUGUGCGUCGGGUCGUUCGGUGCCUCGGGUGACGGCGGCGAAGAGGUCGCGCGCCACCGUCGACACUGGGAGAGCAUGUUGCAGCUCCUCCGCAUAGAGGCAACCAUCAGCGUCGUCCUGUGGGACCACGUGGUUGGCAUGGCGGAUCUGACCUCAAAGGGGCCGCCUCCAAACGACUACCUCCGUGCCGUAAACGCUAUGGUGAAGCAGCACAGCCAGACUACGGCCGUGCUGUUCCUGUACCUUCCGCCACCCCCGGCUCACGGAGACGAGGAGAGGCUGCAAUACUUGGAGCAACUCGAUUUGUUGACGUCGGGGUUGCCGCCCACGAUGCUCGUGCAUGGAAUCUCUCCCGUGACGUCCAUCACACUGUGAGGGUGUCGUUCGGCGUGCCGUCGCAAGACUUGUGGGCAAAACUGGGGAGCACUUCCGGAAAGGAGUUAUGUCUUUUGCUGUAUAGGAAGGAGUUUCUGCGGAGUUUGGAAUGGGAGUUGUCAUGUCGCAAAGGGGCGGACCCUCGUGACACCCGGCAGUGACGCACUAGCUCCGCAAGACUAUAUAUAGGCUUAGGACGGGGCUGCAUUGGAUUUGGGAAACGUGUGAAUUUUUUUUGCUGUACAAAAGGUUUUUUUUUGUGAAACGAGUCUUUCAAAGCUGCUUCACUGUCAUUGGACACAGUGUGUGGUGUGUCACAAAAAGGGAGUGGAUACUCGUGACACAAGCUGUGCACCAAAGUGACAGAAUCUCCAACGCUGUUAGACUAGAUUGCUGUCCUCUGUCGUGGAUGUCUUGCAGCCAGAAUAAUGCUGGUAGGCUGCAAAAGUAUGAUGGGUCUUUGUUGCAGUUCCAGUGUUGGCCGUUUUGAAGAUAACCGCAGGAUACUUGAGUGGUGUCGUACCACAGCCGCGGGCGCGUUCCAUGCAAAGAUACUGAUCCAAAACUGCUUUUGACGACAACUGCAGUUCUCAAAAUAGCAGUCUUUCGGAGCAUAUCCUUCGCAUGGAACUCAUUUUAACUUUCUCAGUACUGAAGUUUUAGUUUCAAGGGUUUUUACGGGAACUAAGUGCUGUAAAUGCCGCAGAUCUGCUUGGAUACGGGGGGUGUGUUGACUAGGUAGUUAAUUAGCUUGUAUCAAUUGAAACGUGUACAUAGAGUAAAAUGAACAAUGUCCUCAAAAGGCUACACUUCUGCAGGCUACUUCCCCAGCACAUAAAGAGCACAUAUCAUUUAUUGCAGUGAUGUUGUACAAGACCUGAAGUGCUGUGAGCUUAUGUGAUCAAUACUAAGUAUAUUUCGUGUUUAGUUUACGUACGGUAAAUAAUAUUUAUAUACGCAGGAAUAUAGUUUAACUUCCGAAUAAAUUGUGUGAGAGGUACCGUAGUUUUUGAAAAAUAUAUUUCAGUCUAAUAAUAAAUCGAUACAGUACUUGUUGGGACAUAGGGUGCGCUGCUUUUCACUUCAUAUAGGUCAUAUAGGUUCUGUCAUAUAGGUUCAACCCGUGUAUGAUGCAACACACAGUUUGUGUGCUAUUAUGGAACUACGGUAGGAUGGAGGUCUAAUGUCAAGCAAGCCGUGAACUGUGAAAAAGUAGCGCAUCUUAUAAUGGAAUAAAUACAGCGAAUCAUCGUAAGUGCUUACCUCUACGGAUUCUUUCUUAUGCUAACAGUCAUCACUUCAUAUGUGCUGACCCUCUUCUGAAUACUCUGUUAUAUACGUUGAUUGCACACUUGAGUAUGAGUUGCUGAAACGACUGUAGUGUUGAAGCAAAGAAUUUCGUGGGUGUUCAUGUGAACCCUCCAAACGGUUCACCUAAAAUGAAAGUGUAAUAUUUGUCCAAUGAAGGCAGAGAAGUUGCAUUAUGAAAUACAGCAUAAGUGAUUUGAACAUUUAUGUUAUUUUUUGCUUCACAUCUACAGCACAUUCCUUGGCUUAUGUUAUUAUGCACCUUGUAGGGUUACAAACAAAUUCAUCUGUUGUAAAGGUCAACUGUAGCAUAGCCUUCCAUAUACUUUCUUUGCUUAUUGGUAUAAGAUGCAGUUCCUCUGAGAGAAGCAUUGGAAAUGUAAUGUCACAUUUCCCAAUGGGCAAAUGAUAUGCGAGGCUGUUGCGAUAGUUAUGACAGAAAGUAUGCCCGUAAUCUUGGACAAUAUUGUAUAAUAUAUAUGAAAAAAGAGAAUACAUAUUAUGACCUUCCAAAGGAAAGAUCUAAAAGAAGUGGGAUGACAUCACAGUCAUAAGAGCAGUGGGACCUAGAGCUCAUUCAUUGUAGUGGAAGACUUGCAUCUUUAAAAUUUCAAUGCAGACCCAUUGAUUGAUUGAUUGACCCACUGAUAUUGCCGACGCGCUGUUAGGAAUCUUUUCCUGCCUUCCUUUGUCCUUAGGGCCCCUUAUCUGAGGUACACAGAGCAUCUUCAGAACAGUGAUCAUAGAGCAUUUUUAAAAGCUUAUUUUCAUACUCAGCAACCUUGCCUUCCCCUCAAGACACUGUUUCACUGCUUUUCUCUUCUGUGAAGUUUGUUUCUUAGACCUUCUGGCACAAAACAUGUACUCGCACCGAACUUCUUGUAGCGUGCUGAAUGCAACUUCAGCAAGUUCAGUAUUUCAACGUACAAACCAGGGGCGUCGGAGGGUAGGGGGAGACCCCUGCACAGAUGCUGCAGGGGCAUCAGGAGAAGGGUGUGCGGUACGCUAUCUUAGAAUGCAAAUUUUUACAGGAUUUGCACAUUCAUUUGUGUUGAUCUUGCUUACUGCACCCCUUUUAAUACGCUCUCCAGAACUGUCAUUACUCCUCUGACACAAAAACCCAUUCGAAAUUAAAAGUUGUCUGUUUUCAUUAUUGAUAUGAAGAACAACGAGCCAUUAUUUUUUGUUGUUGUUUAUUUGUGCCAUUUGUUUGUUGUUGUUUGUUUGUUACUGACCUGCAAAAGGGGACAAAACCCCCGUCUAACCGAGCACUUUGGAGUACCAUGAGUAUGAGUACCAUUUCCGAUGCCCCUGGUAUGGACCCAGACAGAACUGCUUGACAUGAAAUAUUCUCUGCCGCCUCUGCACGAUACUGAACUUGUAGUCCCUUCCUUUCACUUCCUAUGCACAGGUAGAAUCUCUUCGGGAAGGCCUUCGAGCGUAAUUAUGUGGACACAAAGUUGACAUAUAUGUAAAUAGCGUAGCACACGGAUGCACGUGGCAUUCUUGAUACAGGAUGGUUGUAUUGUAUUUCGAGGAAAUAUUUUUUUAUAUUAAAAGUAAACUUGUUUUUGGUGGAAAU